This is a messenger RNA of Dromaius novaehollandiae (emu), 8692 nucleotides long. It is a transcript of the gene BAHCC1, whose product is annotated as BAH domain and coiled-coil containing 1. Lineage: Eukaryota; Metazoa; Chordata; Aves; Casuariiformes; Dromaiidae. The coding region runs from base 336 to 8015 and encodes 2559 amino acids. The transcript has 25 exons. Gene Ontology annotation, molecular function: chromatin binding. The record is from RefSeq and is a predicted model, not a curated record.
GCUUAUUAGCAUGCAGGGCGCGUCGCGCGGCGGAGUGCGCGGCAGGCGGGGACCCGCGGCGGGGUCCCUCUCCCUUUCUGCAGGAGCAGCCGGUGCAUGUGCAGUGCACCGGCGAGCACAGUGCAAAUACCAGUAGGAAUACAACACACAGCCCCACUGCCCGAGUUAAUUGUAUUGCAUUCACCCUGUGCAAGGAACACCCCUCCAGAGCGGAGGAUGAGCCGGGAGCCCCGGCGCCGAGCGCCGCCCGCCGCCGAGCGCGGCCCGCCGCGGCGCUGAGCCUCGCCCAGGAGCCACGUCCGCGGCCCCGCCGGGUGCAUGUCCCGCGCGCCGCCAUGGACGGCCGCGACUUCGCGCCGCCGCCGCGGCUGCUGCCCGAGCGCGGCGGCCUGAGUCACCGGGCCGGGCCGGGCCGCGGCGCCGCGCAGCCCCCCGGCCACUUCCAGCCCGCCAAGUACUUCCCGGCGCCCAUCACCGUGGCGGCGCACGCAGCAGGGAGCGGACUGAUGGGGAACUCGCCGGCCUCGUCCUUCAUGGGAAGCUUCCUCACCAGCAGCCUGGGCUCGGGGGCACCCAGCCACCCCUCGGGCCCCGCCGCGUCCCCCCCGGAGCCGGCUUUCCGCGGGCCCCACUCCGGCACCUCCCAGAUCUGGUUCUCGCACUCCCACGAAGCUCCGGGGUACCCCCGCUUCUCCGGGAGCCUGGCCUCCACCUUCCUGCCCAUGAGCCACCUGGACCACCACGGGAACAGCAACGUCCUCUACAGCCAGCACCGCUUCUAUGAGAGCCAGAAAGAUAACUUCUACCUGCGCAACCUGCCCGCCCAGCCCACCCUGCUCUCCGCCAACCACAACUUCCCCAGCAUCGCCCGCGCCGCCCCCGGCCACCCCAUCGGCUCCUGCAGCCGGGAGCGCGAGGCCGGCCCGCUGCCCAAGGCCGCCAAGGACUACGAGCGCUUCCUGGCCGGCAAGGAGCGGGCGGCCAAGGGGGAGCCCAAGGAGCGGCCGCCCGAGGAGGAGGGCAAGGAGCGGCCCCGGGCCGUGCUGCCGGUGACGCCCGAGGGCCACUGCAAGGAGAGCCCGGCGGCGCGCGGCGCCUGCGACGGCCGCCCCAAGCCGCUGCCCUCCUGCCUGCUGGGCGCCAAGGCGCUGGGCGGCGAGGCCGGCAAGGCCGCCCUGCCCAGCUGCGCCGGCGGAGCCCUGCCGCGGCACGCCGCCGGCCGCUGCGCCAGGGAGCCGGGCCGGCCCGAGCGGGAGGCGGGCGCCCGCGGGUCGCCGCAGCCCUACGGCGAGUGCCUGGAGCGGCGGCAGAUGCUGCACCACGCCGUGUCCUACGCCGUGCCCGCCGGCCUGCCGACCGGGCCGCCGCUGAGCGCCGCCGCCGCCGCCGGCUCCUUCCCCUGCCUGCCGCUGCACGCCGGCCCCGACGUGCUGUGCCCGCUGCCGGACAAGGGCGGCCGGGAGCCGCCGCUGAGCGGGGCCACGCUGGUGCCCUCGGUGGGGCACCUGGCCGACAAGAGCCGGCCCUUCCAGCUGGCGGCCGAGAGCUGCGGCCCCGAGGGCAAGGAGCGGCCCGCCGAGGCGGGCGCCGAGCCCCCCGCCGCCUACGGGCCCCCCUUCCCGCUCAAAGCGGAGGGCAAGGCCGAGCGGCGCCUGGAGUGGGGCCCCCCCGGCCCCGCCGCCCGCCUCAAGGGCCUGGAGUACCUGGGGGGGGGCGGCGGCGGGGGGGCCGAGACCCCCUUCGCCGGGCUGGGCCACGCGGCCAAGGGCGGCCUGGAGAAGGGCGGCUACGCGGAGGCGGCGGACUGCGCGCGGGCCGCCGAGGCGCUGGGCGCCACGCUGGGCCCCUCCUGCUGCACUUUAGAGAAGGGGGGCCCCAAGGACCCCCCCGGGCAGAAGGUGGCCCGCAUCCGGCACCAGCAGCACGCCGGCCCCGAGGGCGAGCCCGCCGGCGGCGAGGCCAAGCGCAAGGCGCUGGAGCUGGGCGCCCUGGGCUACGGCGGGCCGCCGCUGGCGCCGUGGGGCGUGCAGGGCCAGGGCCCCCCCCUGGCGCUGCCGGAGGAGCGGAAGGGCCCCUACCUGGACCCCUUCGGCAGCGCCCUGCCGCAGGCCGCGCUCAUGACCCCCGGCGCGGCGCUGGGCCCGGACGCGCCGGCGCCGCCGGACGAGGUGUCGGCCAUGAAGAACCUGCUCAAGUACAGCAACCAAGCACUUAUCGUGGGGCAGAAGGCCCCGUUCGUGGGGCUGGGCGGCCUCAAGGGCAGCUGCGCCCACCAGGACGCCAAGUUCCCCCCGGGCAAGGGGCCGCCGGAGCUGGAGCGGCCCGACUGCGCCCGCGGCCGGGAGCCCGAGCUGGGCCACGGCGAGGGCGAGGUGCGGCAGCCGCCCGUGGGCAUCGCCGUGGCCGUGGCGCGGCAGAAGGACACGCUGAGCCGCCCCGAGCCCUCCUACGGCGGCGGCUCCGGCCGGCAGAGCCGCGCCGCCGUGGGCAUCAAAGCGGGCACGGCGCGGCCCAUGCACGUCAUCGACCUGGAGGCGGAGGAGGAGCGGAGCCGGCUCUGCGAGGAGCGCCUGGGGCUGGCCGGCCGCGAGCUCCUGCUGCAGGACAACAAGGAGCUGGUGGAGUUCGCCCGCAUGCACCCGGCGGGCGGCUGCCCCGGCGAGCUGCCGCCGCACCUGGUCAUCGCCGGGGGCUCCUCGCUGCAGCCCGGCCAGCUCGGCGCCGACCCGGCGGCCCACGCGCACCCGGCCCACCCGCACUGGCUGCCCCGCACCCGCAGCCCCUCCAUCUGGAUGGGGGGGCACUCGUACGGCAUCGGCCACCCCGCGCUGCACCAGAACCUGCCGCCCGGCUUCGCCGCCUCCAUGCCCAGCACCAUGCAGUCCGUGUUCCCCCUCUCCCAGGACCCCCCCGCCCAGCUCGUCAUCCUGCCCACCGAGCCCCCGGCCCACGGCACCCCCCACACGCUGGCCGAUGUGAUGGACCAGGCGUCGCUGUGGCCGCCCAUGUACCCGGGCCGGGGCCCGGGGGGGCCGCUGCAGCCGGGGGGGCAGCUGCCCGUGUACCCGCGCUCGCAGUUCCUGCGGCAGCAGGAGCUCUACGCCCUGCAGCAGCAGCAACGCGCCGCCCACGCCCUCGAGCUGCAGCGCCAGGCGCACGCCCAGCGGAAGCCGGAGGAGCCGCCCCUGGAGCUGGAGGAGGGGGGCGCCGAGAAGCCCCUCAGACCCCCCCACAAAGCAGUUGCCUUAAACGCCCCGGCCAAGGGCCUGUCCUCGGCGGCCCCCGCGCCCCCCAAGCUGUCCCCUUGCUGCCACUCGCCGGCCCUGCGGCACCCGGCCAAGUGCCCCGUGACCCUGCCCGCGGCCCCCUGCACUUUACCCGCGUGCCCCGCCGCCAGCUCCGCCGUGGCGCCCCGCUCGCCCGCCGCCAGCCCCGUCCCCGCGCCCAGCAAGGGCGGCGACGGCGAGGACAAGCGCGGCGAGGGGCAGCCGCCCCGCGACUACCCCAAGUCCCUGGAGCCAGACCUGCCGCCGGGCUACAGCUACCCCGCGGCCGGCAUGGGCUUCUCCUCGCCGCUGGCGCCCGACGCGCACUCCGCCGAGCCCGCCGACCCCGACACUAUGCAAGCGGUCUCGCCGGCGGCCGAGCCCGAGCAGUCGCGGACCUUCAGCCCCGCGGAGCAGCCGCGCUGCGACGGCGGGGCCGCGUGGGAGCCGCCGCCCGGGGGGGCCGCCCCGGAGGGCCCCGGCCCGCUGCUGCACCGCCACCACCUCCUCCUCGCCCAGGGGCAGCGCGCCGCGGAGCUGGGGCCGGCGGCGGCGGCGGGACCCCCCGGCCCCGCGGAGGAGCGGCCGCCGGGGCCCUUCGGCGUCCGCCUGGACGCGGCCCAGGGAGCGCCGGAGCGGCGGCCGGAGGAGCCGCAGGGCCCGGGACCCGCGGCGGGGCCCUCCCCGCCGGGCUCCCCCGGCGCCGAGGAGGAGGAGGAGGGCGACGGCGAAGGCUCGGGGCCGGAGGGCAGCUGCGAGGAGGAGGAGGAGGGCGGCGCCGCGCGGGCGCCCGGCGGGCGGCGGGGCUGCCCGGGCGGGCUGGAGGCGCUCAUCGCCGCCGGCAUCGACCUGGGGGAGCUGCCGGCGCUGGGCCCCCCCGGCGCGCCGCCCCCGGCGCCCCCCUCGCCCGCCCCGGGGCUGCCCGGCAUCGCCCUGCUCAGCGAGCUGGCCGAGCUGGAGCUCCGGCGGCGCCGCUGCGACCUGGCGCUGGCAGGCGAGGACGAGGAGCUGCUGGCCUUCAACCUGCAGAACCUGGCCACGGUGGCGGCCGCCUGGUCGCUGGUGGAGGCGGCCGGCCGGGAGGGCAGCCCGCCGCCGCUGAGCCCCCUGCCCGCCUCCCCGCCGCCCCGCGCCCGCGUCCCGCGCCGCAAGUACACCUGGAUGCCCAAGAGCAAGGCGGUGUGUCCCCUGAAGGCGGCCAUCGAGCAGCUCAACACGCAGGAGGUGGAGGUGCGCAUGCGGCUGGCCGAGCUGCAGCGGCGCUACAAGGAGAAGCAGCGGGAGCUGGUGAAGCUGCAGAGGCGGCACGACCACGAGCGUGACGAGAGCUCCCGCAGCCCGGCGCGGCGGGGCCCGGGGCGGCCGAGGAAGCGCAAGCACUCCAGCACGCUGGGCAAGGGCGACGGCCGCAAAGUCAAGGCCGUCAAGAGCAGCCUGUCGCUGCUGUGCGCCGAGCUGCGCGGGGAGCCGCAGGCCAAGAGGAAGAGGAGCAAGCUGGCGGCGGCGGCCUUCGGCGGCGCGCCGGGCUCGGCGGGGAGCGGGGCGCCGGGCGCCCGGGGCUGCCCCGUGGCGCACAAGAUGGCCCAGCUGAAGCAGAAGGCCAAGAGCAAAGGGCUGCCCGCCGGCAUCAGCCCCUUCCGCCGGAAAGAGCCCAACCCCGGCGGCCGCAUCCAGAAGAAGCUCUCGCGCCCCAAGAGCUCCAAGGGCGCCAAGUACCCGCCGGCGGACCCCGAGCCCCGGCACCCGGCGGCGUUCGAAGACGGCCGCGACGGGGACACGGACAGCGAGGACGGCGACGACGAGCCGGGCUUGGCGCUGCUGCCCGCGCUGCCCGUGGCCGUGCUGGGGCCCUCGCCGUCCUCCGUGGUGAAGAUGGAGGCCAACGAGAAGGCCAAGAAGAAGAAGGAAAGGCAGGGAUUGCUAGGGCCCUGCCGCCUGGGCAGCCCCGAGGGCGAAGUCAAGAUCAAGCGGCGGCCGGUGAAGCCGGGGGCCGGCAAGCUGGAGAAGGUGCCGGCCCGGCGGAAGGCGGGCGCCUGCGAGGACGGCGCCAAGAAGAAGCUGAAGGCGAAGCCCAAGGAGAGCCUGCGGCCGGCAGUGCCCAGCGGCCCCAGCGCCCCGGCCCCCAGCAACAGCCUCUUCGCCGGCGCCGAGCCCCGGCACUUCGGCUCGCGGGACGAGGGUGCCCGCCUGGCCAGCGAGCGCCUCAAGAAGGCCACGCGCAAGAGCAAGGCGCUGCAGUCGGCGCUGCGGCGCAAGAACGGGGCGCUCUCGCUGGCCCUCUCGCCCAGGAGCGCCAAGACCAUCCUCAGCAAGGGCAAGAAGCUGGCCAAGGUGAAGAGCAAGGUGACCGGCAAGCAGUGCAAGGGGCGGGCGGUCAGCAAGCUGCUGGAGAGCUUCACGGUGGAGGACGACUUCGACUUCGACGACAACAGCAGCUUCUCGGAGGAGGAGGAGGAGGGGGGGGGCGGCGGCGGGCGCCGGGUGCCCCCCCCGCACGCCUGCGCCCUGCAGAAGGAGGACCUGCGGGACGGGCUGCACAUCCUCAUCCCCAAGGAGGACAGCCUGCUCUACGCCGGCAGCGUCCGCAGCAUCCAGCCGCCAGACAUCUACAGCAUCGUCAUCGAGGGCGAGCGGGGCAACCGGCAGCGCAUCUACUCGCAGGAGCAGCUGCUGCAGGAGGCGGUCCUGGACGUGCGGCCCCCGUCGCGGCGCUGCUUGCCGCCCGGCACCCGCGUCUGCGCUUACUGGAGCCAGAAGUCGCGGUGCCUCUACCCGGGCAACGUGGUGCGAGGCUCCUCCAGCGACGAGGAGGAGGAGGACGCCGAGGCGGUGCUGGUGGAGUUCGACGACGGGGACACGGGGCACAUCGCCGUGGCCAACAUCCGCCUGCUGCCGCCCGACUUCAAGAUCCAGUGCACCGAGCCCUCCCCCGCGCUGCUGGUGUCCAGCUCGUGCCGGCGGGCCAAGCGGGCGUGCGGCGAGGGGGCCCCCCCCGGCGAGCUGCCCCCCGGCCUCUGCCCGGAGCGCCGCGACCGCCCCGCCUCGCCCAAGGUCUGCGGCAAGAAGGCGGCCGGCAAGGAGAAGAGCGGCAAAGCCGCGGAGGUGCUGUCGGGCGGCAAGGCGCCGGUGCUGAGCGACCCGUUCCUGGCCCGCCGCGGCGGGCCGCUGCUGAGCUGGUCGGCGGUGGCGCAGACGAAGCGGAGGGCGGCGAGCAAGGGCACGGCCGUGCUGCAGAACCUCUUCCAGGUCAACGGCAGCACCAAGAAGCUGCGGGCCAAAGAGGCGCUCUUCCCCGUGCACCACCACGUCGCCGCCCCCGUCUUCGGCAACGGCUUCGGGGCCGACUCCUUCAGCCGCAUCGCCAGCUCCUACGCGUCCUUCGGGGCCGGGGCUGGGCUGGUGCUGCCGGCUGCCCAGAAACUCCUGCGCUCCAAGAAGGCCGAGCGGCUGGAGGCAGAAGUGGGCAAAGGCGGCCGGAGAAAAGCAGGCAGUGAGUACCUGGUCAAGCUGGACCACGAAGGGGUGACGUCCCCCAAGAACAAGAACUGCAAGGCCCUGCUGCUGGGUGAGAAGGACUUUGGGGCCAAGCUGGAGCGGCCCCUGGCCAGCCACGGCUAUGCCCAUUCGGCCCUGGCGGGCAAGGAUAGGAAGGGGCGGGCGCCCGUGCACCAGCUGCCCGUGGGGCUGGCGCUGCGGAAGUACUCGGGCCAGGCCGAGUUCACCCUGAACUGCGACAGCGACUGCCACAGCUCCUACUCGGACAUGGACGAGGACGAGGAGGCGGGCGGGCUGGGCGCCGACGUGCCCUCGCGCUUUAUGACCCGCCUCUCGGUUUCCUCCUCUUCCUCGGGCUCUUCCACCUCCUCCAGCUCCGGCUCCAUCUCCACGUCCAGCCUCUGCUCCUCCGACAACGAGGACUCCUCCUACAGCUCCGAGGACGAGGACUCCACGCUGCUGCUCCAGACCUGCCUCUCGCACCCGGUGCCGGCGCUGCUGGCGCAGCCGGACGCCCUGCGCUCCAAGAGCAGCGCGCCGCAGCGCUGCUUCCUCCCCAAGGCCGCCGCCGCCGGCCCCAAGGCCAAGCUCAAGCGCAAGGAGGCCCUCAGCUUCUCCAAAGCCAAAGAGUUCUCCCGGCGGCAGCGCCUGCCCUCGGUGGAAAACCGGCCAAAGAUCUCCGCCUUCCUGCCCGCGCGCCAGCUCUGGAGGUGGUCGGGGAACCCCACGCAGCGGCGGGGCAUGAAGGGCAAGGCGCGGAAGCUGUUCUACAAGGCCAUCGUGCGGGGCAAGGAGACGCUGCGCGUCGGCGACUGCGCCGUCUUCCUCUCGGCCGGGCGGCCCAACCUGCCCUACAUCGGCCGCAUCGAGAGCAUGUGGGAGUCCUGGGGCAGCAACAUGGUGGUGAAGGUCAAGUGGUUCUACCACCCCGAGGAGACCAAGCUGGGCAAGCGGCAGAGCGACGGCAAGGUGAGGGGGGGGCCGUGGGGCGGGGGGGCCGGGGCGGGGGGGCCGGGGGCGGCGGGUGACGGCGCCUGGCCCCCGCAGAACGCCCUCUACCAGUCGUGCCACGAGGACGAGAACGACGUGCAGACCAUCUCCCACAAGUGCCAGGUGGUGGGCCGCGAGCACUACGAGCAGAUGACCCGCAGCAAGAAGUACCAGGACCGCCAGGACCUCUACUACCUGGCCGGCACCUACGACCCCACCACGGGCCGCCUGGUCUCCGCCGACGGCGUGCCGGUGCUGUGCUGACCGCGCCGCCCGCGCCCCGGCGCCCCUCAAGCCAUACUUUCCUAGUACCUCGCACUGUUUGCCGGCAGGUGAAGCAGAAAUCAGGUGUGUUGUUCUAUUUAUUUCGCGUGUAAAUAUUGUAUUUCCUCCGGGGGGGGGGCGGGCGGGGGGGGGGGACCGACGACCCGGCAGCGGCGCAGAGAGCGAGCGGCACGACGCGAGAGGAAUAAAUAAAUAAAUGAAUGAAUAAAUAAUAAUAAAGCGGGGUUGGGGGUGGGGUGGGGGGGGGCGUCUCGGUGCACUGUUUCCCCCAGCCUGGCUGGGACGAGGACAGCGGGGAUGUACAGAGGGGGGGGCCCCCGGGCCCCCGCGGCGCUGGCCCGCCCGCGCCCGGCCCCGCGCCGCCCGCCGCCCCCGCGCUGUAAAUGUGUACAGGCCGCGCCGCCCCGGCACGGCGGGGGGGGGGCUUUUCCAGUGUAAACACUAAAAAAAGGAAAAAAAAAAAAAAAAAAGAAGGAAAAAAAAUGCAAAAAAAAAAAAAGCCCGGUGACAAAAAAAAUUUAAAAAAGGAAAAAAAAAAAAAGGAAAAAAGGAUUAAAAACACAAAGGUUUUAUGAACAGCAAACUCUAUGUAAAGGCCUUUUAGUAUGGAACUUUUUUAUUGAUAACUUGGCUUAUGAAUAAAUAUAUGAACCGUU